AUGGAAAUGAAAAAUAAAUACUUGCAGAGCUUCCUGAACAAGAGGCAGGGUCAAAGUGGUAAAUUCGGGUUGGGGUGGUAUCAGACUAUCAGAGAAGAAAAUCUGCGCGGCAGGCCUGAACUCUGAUCUUCUCUUUCAUUUUUCAAGACAAACAUGCUUUUCUCUCCGCUCCUUUUAUGCCCCUUCGCCUUUCCUCAACUAUCAUUUUCUCCCUCUUAAAUACCAACUACCUUUUCCCCCCUUUCUUCCAAAACGCUACUCUAAUGGCGAUGGCUUCUUCUUCUUGUUUCUGCUCUGUUUUCUCCUGCUCCUUAUUCGUGAUGGUUAUGGUGAUGUCUGCCGCCUUCGUUGCUUCGCAGCCGCCUCUCGGCUCGGCGGAGCAGGAAGGUGUUUAUAGGGUUUUGGAGGCGGUGAACCCUGAGAUUCCAUGGCGGUCUCUCUUCCCCGACGAUCUAUGCUCCUCCGCCCCGCACGGCGUCGUUUGUGAUGUGUUUGAUGACGGUGCCUGUCACGUUACUGAGCUGAACUUCGGGUACGUCUCCGACUAUACACCAAACCCGCCCUGCAGCCCUAAAGCUACCAUCCAUUAUUCCCUUUUCGCUCCCUUUACCCACCUCCGUAAACUCUUCUUCUUCCAAUGCUUUACGGAAGCUGGUGUUUCCUUCCCGGAUUUAUCUUCCCUCGCGUCGCUUGAGGAGGCGGUGUUCGUGGAAAAUCCGGCGUUAUAUGGUUCGAUCAGUGGCGAGAUUGGCUGUUUGAAACGUCUGAGGAGGUUUGUUCUCACCGGAACCAAUGUUUCUGGAGAAAUCCCGGUAGGGUUUGGCGAUUUAUACAACGUAGAGCAAGUCACUCUCGCGAGGAACAAACUUAGCGGCUAUGUCCGGACAGAUUUCCGGGCGUUAAACAGGCUGAGAGUCCUUGAUCUGAGCCAGAAUCAGUUCUCUGGCGCCGUCCCGGUUUCGAUCGGAAACCUAACUCAGCUCCUGAAACUCGACCUGAGUUUCAACCAAUUCUCCGGGAGAAUCCCGGAGACUCUCGGCUUCUUAAGCUCGCUGGAGUUUCUCGAUUUGAGCUACAACCGGUUCACCAAUUCCGGGAUUCCGGCGUUCAUUCCGGCGAUGCCGAACCUGAAAGAGGUAUAUCUGAGCGGGAAUAACCUGGGAGGGGGGAUUCCAGAAAUAUGGGAAAAUAUGGGGGGUCUUCAGGGAAUAGGAUUAUCAGGGACGGGACUCGUUGGGAAUAUUCCAGUUUCCAUGGGGGUACAUUUGAGAAAUGUGUGUUAUUUGGGGUUGGACAACAACUAUCUGGAAGGGACAGUGCCUGCGGAGUUGGGCGCUUUGGAGUUUGUGAACGAGCUAAAUUUGGAGAACAAUAAUCUGAGUGGAAAAGUCCCAUUUUCUGCCGAAUUUGCCCUCAGGGUCGGUGAGAAGCUGAAAUUACACGGCAACCCUCUCCUCUGCGUGGAUGAAGGGCUAAGAUCUGCUAAAGUCAGUGGCAGUUUGGGAAACAUCAAAUUAUGUAGUAGACAUUAUACUCCCAAAUUUGCCCCUCUUCCCAACUCCUCCCCAGCCUUACACUCUUCCACUCUUCUCAUGAUCAUUGGGAUACUCUGUCUCUUCUCUUAAGGGUAACUUCGUCAUUUCACCUUUGGAACCCGGAAUUUCCCGCCUCCCGGACCUGGGUAUUUAC
Ipomoea nil (Japanese morning glory) is the source of this 1689-nucleotide messenger RNA. Its product is annotated as piriformospora indica-insensitive protein 2-like. NCBI's taxonomy places the organism in Eukaryota, Viridiplantae, Streptophyta, Magnoliopsida, Solanales, Convolvulaceae. The transcript has a single exon. Bases 177 to 1625 code for a protein of 482 amino acids. Gene Ontology annotation, molecular function: protein binding. The record is from RefSeq and is a predicted model, not a curated record.